UCCGGCGGCGCUCCUUCCUCUUCCUGCCUUCGCCUUGCUGGUUGCCUGACGCGUCCUCGGCCUCUCUCUCUCCGCUUCCUCCUCUCGCCUCCCUCUGGCCACCCAGCAGGCUCGCCCUCUCCGCCUCCGCCGCCUCCUCCUCCUUCAGGGCUUCGCCUCUCCUUUCUCCAGGCCUUGCUCCUCACCCUCGGCGCCACCUUGCGCCUUUCUCCCGGCCGCUCCCGCAGCCUAUGGCCCUGGAAGGCGCCGCUGCCGCCGCCUGGAUUUCUGCUGUAGGUUCCCACAUCACUCUUUAAAAAUUCCGCCUAAAAAGAGAAGACGAUUUACCAAAUCUUUCGGGCCGUUGUCCCACGGCAAACUCUCUGACCAGGCCUGCAACUAUCCAGAGGGUUUAGGAGAAGUGCUUUAUCGAGAACAGUUCGACUUCAACGCGGAGCCACCUUGGGAACCUAGCUGAUGAUAGUAGGGUUCCAUCUCCUAACUUGUCCAUUUUGUUGCAUAAUUUAAGGACCCAGCUCUAAGGCUUUAGCUUUGUGGCCCGUCCCUUGUGUUUCUUGGUUUAUGACUGUCGGCUUUGCGGAAUACGGCUGAGAUGAAAGGAUUCCUGGAGGAUGCAAACUACUCCAUUGGCUUACUGGAUGAAGGAGUGAAUGUUGCAGAAGUCAUUGACAACUGCAUUUAUGAACAUACCCUUAAUGGAAAAAAUGGAUUUUUUGUUGGUGAUCUGGGAAAGCUGAUCAAACACCACAUCCACUGGCAGAAUGUGAUGGCACCAAUAAAGCCAUUUUACAAUGUAAAAUGCAACUCCACCCCUGGUGUACUUGAGAUACUGGCAGCUUUAGGAACUGGGUUUGCAUGUUCGAAUAAGAAUGAAAUGGCAUUAGUUCAAGACUUGGGCAUUUCUUCUGAAAACAUUUUAUUCUCAAAUCCUUGUAAGCAAGCUUCCCAAAUAAAAUAUGCAGCGAAAACCGGAGUAAACAUUUUGACAUGCGACAAUGAACUAGAAUUAAAGAAAAUUGCUAGAAACCAUCCAAAUGCAAAGCUCUUGCUUCAUAUUGCCACAGAAGACAUUAAUGGAGGUGAAGAGAUGAACAUGAUGUUUGGCACCACCCUGAAGAACUGUCGUCACCUUAUGGAAUGUGCAAAGGAGCUGAAUGUCCAAAUAAUUGGCGUCAAAUUUAAUGUUUCAAACUCUUGCAAGGAACCUCAAGUGUACAAACAUGCUAUUUCUGAUGCUCGCUGUGUAUUUGAUAUGGCUGAAGAAUUUGGCUUUACAAUGAACAUGUUGAAUAUUGGUAGUGGAUUUACGGAUUAUGAAUUUGAUCUGGAAAAGAUUAAUCAUGUUGUUAGCCCAUUGCUUGACAUAUACUUUCCUGAAGAAUCUGGUGUAAACGUGAUUGCGGAAGCUGGAUGCUAUUAUGUUUCAUCUGCAUUUACACUUGCAGUUAAUAUAAUUGCGAAGAAAGCUGUUCAGUCUACUGAGCCCCUUCUCUUCAAAACUGAACAAACCCAGGAGGAUGACCAAGUCUUCAUGUACUAUAUAAAUGAUGGUGUUUAUGGUUCUUUUGCAAGCAAAUUGUCUGACAAUUUGACUACUAUUCCAGAGGUUCACAAGAAAUACAAGGAAGACGAGCCUCUAUUUGCAAGCAGCCUUUGGGGUCCAUCCUGUGAUGAGCUUGAUCAAAUUGUGGAAAACUGUCUUCUCCCUGAGCUGAAUGUUGGAGACUGGCUGCUCUUUGACAAUAUGGGUUCCGGCACUUUGGGUGAACAAUCUGCUUUUAACGACUUCCAAAGGCCACCUGUUUACUACAUAAUGUCAAUCAGUAACUGGUGUGAGAUGCAAGAUGCUGGAUUCACCUGUGAGACACUGAUGAAGAAUUGCUUCUUUGUGCCUUCGUGCAUUCAGCUGAGCCCUGAAGACGGAUUUUCCCUCGCAGCUUAAACAGGCAUUAGUGAUUCAUUUAGCCUUGCAGUUGCACGUCUGUAGUCUUGUCUGGUCACAACAUUCCAGUUUGGAAGAAAAAAAAUGGAACAAUCUUGAAUGAAUUCUCAAAACUUGAAAUCAAUUGGGACCAGGCAAAACCAGCUUACAACUACAAUUCCCUGGGGGAGUAAGGGUUAAAUAAUAUACAAAUUUAAACAUGUCAGAUAUUUCAAUCCCUCAGCGUUUAAAUUUAAAUAUGCAACAAAAUGGAUGACUUAGUUGAGAUGGAAACCCAUCACUUGGGUUCUCUGUUAACAGUUUACAUACAAGUACAGUUUUUAUACUAAGGAUUUCUGUUAGAAAGUCUUGUAAAGUUGUCUUUUCCCCCAGAUAUAUGAAAUGUCAGUGGGAAACCAGUGUGACUUCAUUAGCUAUGUUUAGUGUAUUUAGAAUGUGUAAAUUUGUGCUUUGAACUGUAGUUUAAUAAAUGUAAAAUUGCAUCAUAGUAUUUGUUGUAUUUCACCCUUGGCGUACCUACACUUGUAUGAUUGCAAUAAAAAAUGGUGUAGAAUUUGCUGCCCUGCCCCCAGUUCCUGCUCAAAUAGGGAAGGUGUCUAAGCAGCAGCCAGAGUUUAAGUGCAGAAAGGUGUAACGUAACUUAUUCACAGAUUUUUAAAAAAACAAAAACAUUAGAUCAUGAGCACUGUAUUCCAAAUUGAAGUGCAUUAUGUGGAUUUCUUUAUGCAUCUGAUUUAAUUAUUCUAACAUUCAAACAUUCAAUUUGUGAAGCAUGAAACAGUCCAUAUGAAGUUAGUAGUUUAGCAGGAAGCCGAACUACUGUUUUGUUCUUUUGGUUGUACAAAGCAAGGUGGAUUUUUGUGUGUGCUUAACAGUAAGGCUGGUUGAAUUGAGAAGGGCUUGGCUUUUGCAUAAAAAUGGAAAGCCUUAUGCUGAAAGUCUCUUAACUUCCCAGAAAGGUACUUGUGAUGGCAUUCAGCCUUUAACUGAGUGGCUGUUUCCGGAGCCUUGCCUUUUUUUUUUUUUUUUUGGCACAUACAACGGGAAAAUUCACCUGAACUAUAUUCAAACUGCCUCAGCUAGAUUUAGUAAAUAAAAUACUGACAUUUUUACUCUUUGUUACUUAGACUCUUUCACUUCUCUGAUUACUCGUUUUAAUUUAUUUUGCUAAUCUAGUAGCCUUGGACAUAUUUUUGAAUGCACCAAGCCAGAAUUUAUUUGAAAAUGGAGAUUGGUAUUCCUUACUUAAGUUCAUGUUUGAACUAUGCCACCAUAUGAAAAUGUAUUUUAUAUUAGCGUUGAGCAGCCAGAAGUUACUUUUCUUCAAUUUGGUGAAUCAAAAAUGCACUGUUGUUUGAAGGGCUUAAGGCAGGCAUGGGCAAACUUCAGCCCUCCAGGUGUUUGGACUCCAACUCCCACAAUUCCUAACAGCCUGCAGGCUGUUAGGAAUUGUGGGAGUUGAAGUCCAAACACCUGGAGGGCUGAAGUUUGCCCAUGCCUGGCUUAUGGAGUAUUCACGUUGGUCUGAUCGUAAUAAAAUAACAGGUACUAUAUUUGAAAUGCCUUUCACUUCUGUGAAUGGUUUCUUUUGCCCAAUCCAGUAACCCUGAGUGUAAAAUACAGCUGUGAGCACUAAAGCACAAAUGAAACAUAAACCAUUUACAUUUUACCAAUUCAGAAAAAAGAAUGAAUUUCUAGCAUUGUGAUCCAGCAUCUACCAGGGUUCUAUGAGGAAGAAAAUGAAUACUUAUCAUAUCAAACCCGGGAGUCUGCUAUAAAGUUUAUAGAACUGUUGUGAGUUUUACCAACUCUGUUGUAAAUGGUACAGUCACCUUGGAAAUGUAUGUAUUGUAUUUGACCGUUUGCCAUAAAAAACUGGUUUGAACUUGGUAUGUAUUUGAAUUUAUAUGCUAAAAACCUAUCUUCUGUUUACAAUAUUGUAAUAUCAGUUUUGGAAUAAUUCAAAUAUAAAACUGAAUGAUUUCUAUAUAGCAACUUUAA
Molecule: messenger RNA, 3943 nt
Organism: Anolis sagrei ordinatus
Lineage: Eukaryota; Metazoa; Chordata; Lepidosauria; Squamata; Anolidae
Gene: AZIN1
Product: antizyme inhibitor 1
Biological process (GO): positive regulation of polyamine transmembrane transport; negative regulation of protein catabolic process
Cellular component (GO): cytoplasm
Molecular function (GO): ornithine decarboxylase activity; ornithine decarboxylase activator activity
Source: RefSeq, a predicted model, not a curated record